AUGGCUCCCGCACCUACCGCUGCUGGUGUCCCCGCCACUGUCCCCGCCAAGACCGUCAAGGGCUCGGCUGGCGCUGCUGCCAAGAGCGGCGCCGCCGCCGAGAAGAAGGAGGCCAGCGCCGAGACCGACGCCCUCCUCUCCGGCGACAAGGAUGCCGCCCAGGAGCUCACCAACCUCGUCAAGAUCGAGGGUCCCGCUGCUCUGGCCAACCUCGGCAUCGAGGCCGUCAUCCUCAAGGGCCUCGGCGACAAGAAGAACGCCGCCGGCCGCGAGGGCGCCUGCGCUCUCCUCUCCAACCUCUGCGAGCAGGGUGUCGGCCACGAGGUCGAGCCUUUCCUCUUCGAGAAGGUCCUCACCCCCCUCGUCGAGGCCAUGGGUGACAAGGAGAAGGCCGUCCAGAAGGCUGCCCUCGACGCCCUCAAGGCUUUCGUCCAGGUCAUGUCGCCCUGGGCCACCCCCCAGCUGCUCAAGGUCAUCCUCGAGCAGGCCCGCUCCGCCGGCAAGUGGCAGGUCAAGAUCGGCUGCAUCACCCUCCUCGAGGAGCUUGUGACCGUCAGCUCCGAGCGCAUGGCCGCCCUCAUGCCCGAGAUCAUCCCCGUCAUGACCGAGGUCAUCUGGGACACCAAGUCCGACGUCCAGAAGGCUUCGCGCGCCGCCCUCACCAAGCUCUGCGUGCUCAUCUCCAACAAGGACAUUGAGCGCUUCAUCCCCGCCCUCAUCAACUCGCUCAUCCACCCCGUCGAGGAGGUGCCCAAGACCAUCCAGCUCCUCUCGGCCACCACCUUCGUCCAGGAGGUCGACAGCGCCACCCUCGCCCUCAUGGUGCCCCUGCUCUCGCGUGGUCUCAACGAGCGCCCCACCGCCACCAAGCGUAAGGUCGCCGUCAUCAUCGACAACAUGACCAAGCUCGUCGACAACGAGCGCACCGUCCGCCCCUUCCUCGGCAAGCUCCUCCCCGGCUUGAUCAAGAUCGAGUCCACCCUCGCCGACCCCGAGGCCCGUGGUGUCGUCCAGCGCGCCAUCAAGACGCUCCGCGAAGUCGGCAACGUCACCGGCGACGGCUCCGACGUCAAGCCCCUCGAGGACGUCAGCAUCAAGGCCUCGCUCGAGCAGGUCAACAAGGCGCUUGGCGAGCAGAGCCUCCAGGCCCAGGCCAACCUCGGCGCCUACGUUGCCACCCUCGUUGCCAACCUCGCCAACGCCCGCAACUUCGAGCUCACCGAGUGGGAGGGUGCCCUCAUCCCCUACAUCACCCUCAUCAAGGGCUCCAAGCCCGAGCAGGCCAAGGCCGUCAGCAAGGCGCUUCUCACUGCUCUCGCCAAGGAGACCGGUGACUCGGUCGAGAUCUUCGACGACGAGGAGGAGGGUGAGGACCUCUGCAACUGCCAGUUCUCGCUCGCCUAUGGUGCCAAGAUUCUCCUUAACACCGCCACCCUGCGUCUGAAGCGCGGCCACAAGUACGGUCUCUGCGGCCGUAACGGUUCGGGCAAGUCGACGCUCAUGCGCGCCAUCACCAACGGCCAGGUCGAGGGCUUCCCAUCGCCCGAGGAGGUCCGCACCUGGUACGUCGAGCACGACCUCGACGGCUCCGAGGGUCUCACCACCGUCCUCGAGUUCAUUCUCGCCGACAAGCGCCUCAGCAUGACCCGCGAGGAGGCCGUCUCCACCCUCCACGAGGUCGGCUUCGACGACGCUCGUCAGAACUCGCCCAUCGCCGGUCUCUCCGGUGGCUGGAAGAUGAAGGUCGCCCUUGCCCGCGCCAUCCUCUUCAAGGCUGACAUCCUGCUGCUCGACGAGCCCACGAACCACUUGGACGUCGUCAACGUCAAGUGGAUCACCGACUACCUCAUCGGCACCCCGGCCACCGCCAUCAUCGUCUCGCACGACUCCAAGUUCCUUAACGACGUCUGCACCGACAUCCUCCACCUCAACCGCUUCAAGGUGAAGCGAUACCCGGGUAACCUCGACGCCUUUGUCAAGCGGGUCCCCGAGGCCAGGGCCUACGCCGAGCUCAACACCGGCGAGGACUACUCGUUCAAGCUGCCCGACCCUCCUCUGCUGGACGGUGUCAAGACCAAGGAGAAGUCGCUCAUCAAGAUGAAGGACGUCACCUUCCAGUACCCCGGCACGCCCGCUCCCCAGCUCAAGGGUGUCAGCAUCCAGAUCUCGCUCGCCUCGCGUGUCGCCAUCCUCGGCCCCAACGGUUCGGGCAAGUCGACGCUCGUCAAGCUCGUCGUCGGCGACACCGAGCCCGGCUCCGGUGAGAUGUGGAAGCACCCCAAUCUGGUCAUCGGCUACGUCGCCCAGCACGCCUUCCACCACAUCGACCAGCACCUCGACAAGACCCCCCUCGACUACAUGCUCUGGCGUUACCAGACCGGCGAGGAUCUCGAGGAGCACAUGAAGGCCAACCGUGAGCUCUCCGAGGAGGAGAAGCUCGCCAUGAAGCAGGGCGAGGUCUACGUCGUCGAGGGCGUCAAGCGCCUCAUCGAGGAUAUCGUGGCUCGUAAGAAGCUGAAGAACUCGUUCCAGUACGAGGUCUCGUUCAAGAACAUGUCGUCGGCCGACAACGUUUGGAUCCCCCGUGACGAGCUCAUCAAGCGUGGCUUCGAGAAGAAGGUCAUGGCGUUCGACUCGAAGGAGGCGCAGCGUCUCGGUAUGAACCGACCCCUUGUGCGCAAGGAGAUCGAGCAGCACUUCGAGGACUUCGGUCUGGAGCGCGAGUUCACCUCGCACAACACCAUGCGCGGUCUCUCGGGUGGUCAGAAGGUUAAGGUCGUGCUUGGUGCCGCCACGUGGCGCAAGCCCCACAUCAUCGUGCUCGACGAGCCCACCAACUUCUUGGACCGUGAGUCGCUCGCCGCGCUCAUCAAGGCCAUCGAGAGCUUCCAGGGCGGUGUUGCGAUCAUCACGCACUCGCGCGAGUUCUCCGAGGGUACCUGCAAGGAGAUCUGGGCCAUGAACGACGGUGUCCUCGUCGCUUCCGGCCACGACUGGACCGAGUCCAACUCCAAGGGUACCAAGAUCGAGACCCAGGAGGACGACGAGGACAAGUUCGACGCUCUUGGCAACAAGCUCGAGAAGGUCAAGAAGGUCAAGAAGGAAUCGGCGUCAGACAAGCGAAAAGCGCGUAAGGACCGUCUUGCCAAGAAGAAGGCCGGCACUUACGACAGCGCCGACGAGCUGGAGGACCUUUGA
Messenger RNA from Moesziomyces antarcticus, 3198 nucleotides. RefSeq names its product elongation factor EF-3. Gene Ontology annotation, molecular function: ATP binding; ATP hydrolysis activity; translation elongation factor activity. The transcript has a single exon. NCBI's taxonomy places the organism in Eukaryota, Fungi, Basidiomycota, Ustilaginomycetes, Ustilaginales, Ustilaginaceae. Bases 1 to 3198 code for a protein of 1065 amino acids. The record is from RefSeq and is a predicted model, not a curated record.